AUGGACGCGCCAGCUGACUACAAGGAGGCCUCCCCAGCCACCUCCACUCCAGCCGGACUGGAAGACGGCCAGCAGAACUCAGCCUUCAAGGAGUCCUUCCAUGUAGCGUUCGCGGUCACCAAGGACGAGGAUGUGUCUGUGGUGCGGGGAGACAAGUCCUUCUCCUCAGGCAUGUCCCUGUACGCCGUGGCUGAUGGCCACAACGGCAGCGUGGUGGCCCGUCACGUCGGCUUGAUGCUGCCGGAUGAGCUGGAGCGGCAACUGGGCAGCGGUGCAGCAGCAGCUGACGAUGCCGCGGUGCGGCAAGCGCUGGCACGGACAUUUGUAGCCACCGAUGCGGCAGUCUGCCAACAGUUUCAGCAGGCUGGCUGCACGCUGACCGUGGCGGUGCUGAGCGGCGACGUGCUGACGCUGGCCAAUGUGGGGGACUCCACAGCCAUCCUGGACACGGGCGCAGAGGUGGUGCAGCUGACGGCAGACCACCGCAUCGGACAGAAUGCCGGCGAGUUUGCCCGGCUGGAGCAGGCGGGCGGGCGGCUGGCGCGUCUGAACGAGUACGGCGCGGGCCCCUCCAGCUGCGUCACCGACGGCGUGGGCCCCGUGCGCCUCUGGCCCGGCGGCAUCAUGGUGGCGCGGGGCAUCGGCGACCGGGAUGUGGGCGACAUCCUGCUGCCCAACCCGCACAUACGCCAGGUCAGGGUGCCGCCCAGCGGCGCGCGCCUCAUCCUGGCCUCCGACGGCCUGUGGGACACGAUGCCGGCGGGGCGCGUGGCGCGCGUGCUGCGAGCGCACGGCAGCGCCAAGGCGGCCGCCACCCAGGCCGUCACCAGCGUGGCAGCCUGUCGGGGAGGCCUGUUUGCGGACGACGUCACAGUGGUUGUGCUGGACAUCCUCCCUCCCGGCUGCGCCGACUUCCGCGAGGUGUGCGCCAAGUUUGGGGGCCGCCUGCGCACCGCCCUCUCCAACCCCAACCUCUCCACGCUGGUGGAGGAGAUGGUGCAGCCGCCGCAGCUCAGAGCGCCCCCAAAGCGCGGCCUGUUUGCCUGCUUCAGCAAGCCGGCGGUGGCGGACGACGAGUCGCGGCCGCGCGGCGCGCAGUACACCCCCUCCUCCUCCCUGGGCAACGGGCAGUACACCCCCUCCUCCUCCCUCCACGGCGGCUCCGAGCGCAGCAUGCGCGGCGGCGUGGUGCGCGACCCAUCCGUGCGCGGCUGCAAGCGGGCCACCACCGUGGAUGUGGUACACGAUGCAGACACCGCCUACUGGACCGCCGCAGACUUUGGGCGUGCGCCCAGCUCGUCGGCGUGCAGCCGCAGCAGCAGCAUGGGGCACGCGCCGCCGCGAGACGUGGUGGAGGGGUUGGCCUUUGGGCUCAGCCACAGCUCGCUGACGUCUGAGGAGGGGGCAUCCCAGGAGCUGCAGCGGUCGCUGAGCAAGGGCAGCCCCCAGGCAGCGAGCCGCAAGAACAGCGGCGCGCCCGCUGCCGGCGAGAGGAAGUGCCACGGAGGCCACGCUGCCGCGACACUGCUCUGCCAUGCCUAG
Chlorella variabilis is the source of this 1542-nucleotide messenger RNA. RefSeq lists its product as hypothetical. Lineage: Eukaryota; Viridiplantae; Chlorophyta; Trebouxiophyceae; Chlorellales; Chlorellaceae. Gene Ontology annotation, molecular function: protein serine/threonine phosphatase activity. The record is from RefSeq and is a predicted model, not a curated record. The transcript has 7 exons. Gene Ontology annotation, biological process: protein dephosphorylation. Bases 1 to 1542 code for a protein of 513 amino acids.